UGGUUUGGAAGGAUUUAUUUUGAAGGUUGUUACCGGAAGUCUUCUGGUUUGCUUGUGUCUCACUUGACAUUACGCGCACUUCGAUGCCAACUUUCUCAGAGCGCACAGGCGUACUGUUCACUGCCAAACCCGGCUGAGAGGAGCUGAGAGGAGACAGUCACCUCUCAGCAAACACUUCAUUUAUUCCACUAAAAACACAGACAUUAGAAGGAUUUUGGGGGAUUUUACGCACAGACUUCUUGCGACUUGUGUUCACUUUGACGCUACAGUUGUGUGAGAGCCUCGAGCACUUUGGCUGAUCUGUGGCGGACUUGUUGUCAGCAGAAUGUGGGGGAUCCAGAGGACGCGCUAUGCGGACUGCAACGGCUCUGACGCCAGUGAAGAGACGGAGAUUGUAGUGAACAUCGGCGGGGUGAAACAGGUGUUAUACGGGGACGUGUUGAACCGCUACCCGGACACCCGGCUGGCGGAGCUGGUGGACUGCUCACUUCAGUCCCCUGAAGAAAUAUCUUCACUAUGUGACGACUACGACCCUGACACAGGGGAGUUUUAUUUUGACAGAGACCCCGAGGCGUUUAAGUGUAUCAUAGAGCUGUAUUAUUACGGAGAGAUCCACAUGAAACGAGGCAUCUGUCCCAUUUGUUUCAUGAAGGAGAUGGAGUUCUGGAAGAUCGAGUCUGAUUUCCUGGAUGACUGUUGUAAAUGCCACCUGAAGGAGGUGGAGGAUGAACUUGCAGAGAUUGCGGAGAAAGUGAGGACUAUCCUGGUGGACCGGGAAGGAGAUCCGUCCGCAGCUGGCUGGCAGCGCUUCCAGAUGUGCCUGUGGAAGCUGAUGGAGAAGCCGGAGUCCUCUCUUCCUGCGCGCGUCAUCGCUAUAGUUUCUUUCAUCUUCAUCCUCGUCUCCUCCGUGGUGAUGUGUGUGGGCACCAUCCCCGACCUGCAGGUGGAGGACUCGGAGGGGAACCUGACGGAGAACCCGACUCUGGAGGUCAUCGAGACUGUGUGCAUCGGCUGGUUCACCAUUGAGUACAUCCUGCGGCUCAUCUCCUCCCCGAAUAAAAUAAAAUUCGUGCUGGCUUUCAUGAACGUCAUCGACUUCAUGGCCAUCAUGCCCUUCUUCGUGGUGCUGAUUCUCACCUCCUUCGGCACCGGAGUGAUGGAGCUGGCUAACGUGCAGCAGGCGGUGCAGGCUUUACGCAUAAUGCGCAUUGCGCGCAUUUUCAAGCUGGCACGACAUUCCUCCGGACUCCAGACCCUCACAUCCGCCCUGAAGAGCAGCUUCAAAGAGCUGGGGCUGCUCCUCAUGUACAUGGGCGUGGGGGUCUUCCUUUUCUCCGCACUGGGCUACACUAUGGAGCAGAACCACCCGGAGACCCUGUUCACCAGCAUCCCACAGUCCUUCUGGUGGGCUGUGAUCACCAUGACCACAGUGGGCUAUGGAGACGUCUACCCCAAAACCACUUUGGGUCGGUGCAACGCCGCCAUCAGCUUCCUGUGCGGCGUGAUCGCCAUCGCGUUGCCCAUUCACCCCAUCAUCAACAACUUCGUGUUGUUCUACAACAAGCAACAGGUGCUGGAGACCGCCGCCAAGCACGAGAUCGAGCUGAUGGCGCUGCGCUCCGGGGACCAAAAGCUGGAGGCUGCACCCGGCGCGCAUAAACACGUUUGCGGCGCGGGGGUCUGGGACUCCGCCAUGCGCUCCUGUCACAGCGACACAUACAUCCCGUUACUGAAGGACCCCAGGGGGGGCGGGGCGGGGGUCCAGACCCCCAGCAUGGACACCAGCUUUGAGAGCACAGCCGAGGCCACGGAGUAUUUCAUCUCACACUAACUAACUAACAAAAACAUGAACAUUAACUUGGUUGAUGACACACCAUGAUCUCACAGAAAUCCGU
Centropristis striata (black sea bass) is the source of this 1895-nucleotide messenger RNA. Its product is annotated as potassium voltage-gated channel subfamily F member 1-like. The coding region runs from base 326 to 1831 and encodes 501 amino acids. The record is from RefSeq and is a predicted model, not a curated record. Gene Ontology annotation, cellular component: membrane; voltage-gated potassium channel complex. The transcript has a single exon. Gene Ontology annotation, molecular function: voltage-gated potassium channel activity; protein binding. Lineage: Eukaryota; Metazoa; Chordata; Actinopteri; Perciformes; Serranidae. Gene Ontology annotation, biological process: protein homooligomerization; potassium ion transmembrane transport.